Pseudophryne corroboree (corroboree frog) is the source of this 2459-nucleotide messenger RNA. It is a transcript of the gene CYTIP, whose product is annotated as cytohesin 1 interacting protein. NCBI's taxonomy places the organism in Eukaryota, Metazoa, Chordata, Amphibia, Anura, Myobatrachidae. The coding region runs from base 35 to 1117 and encodes 360 amino acids. Gene Ontology annotation, molecular function: protein binding. The record is from RefSeq and is a predicted model, not a curated record. The transcript has 8 exons.
UCUUAUUAGCAGACAUGUUUUUUCUGUUAAUGAAAUGAAUUUACAGAUGGAAAUGUCCACAACCAGACACAGUAUGCAGGACAACUGUGGUUCCCAGCUGGAAAGUCUCGUCCUUAGCAAUUUUGGUGCUUGUUCGAAAACAUUGGACAGUGAAAGAAUCCACAGCCUGGCAGAAGCCUUGGCAACGUUGCCGAGGGGAAAGCAGCUUGCCAAAUCAAGAUCAAAUUCACUGGUUGACUCUACUGGAUCAGAACCCCACAGGAGAAUAGUCGUUAUUGUGAAACAGGAUAACGAACCUUUUGGAUUUGAAAUCCAGACUUACAAAUUACAGUAUGAGCACGGAUCAGAGAUGAAGACAUACGUGUGCAAAGUGCAUGAUAAUAGUCCAUCCAGUCAUGCUGGACUGAAAGCUGGUGAUAUGCUUACUAAUGUUAAUGGGAUGAACACAGAAGGAUUCAGCCACCAGCAGACCGUUGAACUAAUACGAUCAUCAGGAAACUUUCUCAGAAUUGAGACCAAAAAUAGUGUGAAAAUUAGACAAUCAGAAUUACAAGCUAAACUGCUUCUUUUAAAGGAAGAUUUGCGGUCAAAAUGGAAAGAGCUACAAAUUACUGUAAGAAAAGAACACCAGCUGCUUUAUGGAACAAUAAGUGAAUCCAAAAUACACGAGGAGCUUGACUGCAUUCAUUCCAAGAUAUUUGAGAACCACUCAACCUGUUCUUUCCUGAAUAAACACAGAAUGUCGAGCUCAAGCAGUGGCAGAAGCUGGAUUAGCUCCAUGAUUCUUAAUGGUGAAGCCAGGCUGGGAUCGAUGUCCGAAUUUGAUGAAGAUUCAGGAGAAGAAACCUUAAGUCGCCAGUCUAGUAUAGAAGAAGACUGUGUACUUCAUAAGGUCAUUGGACUUCCUCUAAUGAAGUCUUCCUUAUCCCGCCAUAGAAGCAUUAGUGUCACAAGUAGUGAAAGUGAACCAAUGUCACCAAUAUGGGACUCCAUAAGUCUAUCAAACAUUUUUGGGACACUGCCACGAAAAACCAGAAGACAAAGUAUCAGAAAAAAUUUCUUCAAAUUUAUGCCUGGUUUGCACAGAUCAGUAGAAGAGGAAGACACCCCGAUGUAACUGCUACUAUAUCAUUCUACUUUAUCAGCAUUAAUAAAGGAUCUGUCAAAAUAAUGUAAUAUACAAAACAACUGCUGUAUGAAUUCAGUACCAUUGGGAGACACAGACUGGGAGGCAAGACUGUUAUUAUUACUAAAGGCAAAAUCUAAUUUAUAAAUAGGAAUACUAGACUCUGGCCUAAAGGUGACCAGAGCAAAAUAAUUUUGAAAAGACCCCUUACUGUGGAAUUGUGCUGUACAUUUCAUAUCGUUUAGAUUGUAAAUUCUCCUUCCUAUUGUCUCACGUUUGUAUAACUGUUAGAAUCAUAUAAUUGUUGCAAUGCCCUGUAUGUAUUACUUACUCUGUACAGCAUUGGUGCUUUAUAUAUAAAUGAUAAUCACACACAGUAACUCCAAGUAAAUUCACUCACCAGCUAGGCUCAGUGAAGGGCCCAUUCUUAAUCAACAUUCACAGAAAUGUAGCAUAUUAACUAACUAUAACUACCCAUAUGACUGAAGUGAAGUUUGGUUCUUACCUUCAAAGCCAGGUGUCUGAGAGUAAUCAAGAAUGCUGAUGUCCCCUAUGCUGUCCACACAGACUGAGAAAAAGUACAUGUGGCCUAGGAGUGAAGCCAACCCUAGGUACAAUAUUAUUGACAUCCCCAGCCUGAAACCCAAUACCCUCUCUCCCCACCGCAACUGCCCUCAGCCUCCAUGGUGAGGACAGUUAUGCAGAGCCGCUCAACUGCAUAGACAUUAUGAUAGUGUCACUGUUGGCUUAGGUUCCGCCCCAUGGUCCCAAAGCUGAAGACAGUAAUUAGGCAAGUAGCCCCAAUCUCUCCCACACCUUCUUCACACAAAUUGGCACCCACAACACCUACUGUCCCCACUGGUGCUACAUUAAAAAAUUAUCUGUGGCUUUGAAGAGUGUGGUGGGCAGCCUGCUCUGCUGCACCCAGCAGGUUGCGCCCCUAGGCACAUGCCUCAUAUGUCUUGUUGGAAAUCAGCCACUGAGGAGUGUGACCAUGCAAACUAAAAGGAUUUUGACCAGCUUUAAUGUGACUCAGCUGGCUUCCCAAGAUGAAGUCCCACACCAAAAUCUGUCACUUAAGGGUGCCAAAGGGAGGCCAAGACCCGGAUACUUUGUACCUGUUCCUGCUUCCUCUUGGUUCCUAUGGUGAUAAUUUAUAGGCAUGAACACAAAAUGGCCGCCUCCACUGCAUGAGUGUUUUUUCUUCUUCAUUUUUCUCUACUUUUAUCCUAUUACUCUGCAAAUUGACCUCAACUCCUUUAAGUUGUUUUCCACUACAAAUCACUUUUUUUUAUUUCUCACAGUCAGUUGAUUUUUAUAAAUAAAUUUUGAA